AAAAAUCUUAGUUCAUUAUGAAUAUAAUAUUUAGAUAAAGCUAAGAUAUUUACCCUGUUAGUGGGAUUUUCUGUGAUGGAAAGAUUAAUGAACUAAUUUAGUCAGGCUAGUGGUUGAAUUGUGGCAAGAUUCUGUAACUACAAGACAUCGAACUUAUACCCCAUGUUGAAAAAUAUAACUUUUGAUACGAGAUUUAUAUGGUUUAUAGAGUUAAUAAUUAACUUUUAAGAUAUGAUUAUCCUAAUGUUUAUAUUAUUUUUAUACGGUUUCUCAGUUAUUCUAAUCUUAUAAAUUCGUUUUCUGAUUUCUUUUGAGAUUGGGUUGGCUUCAUAUCAGUAAAAGCAGGCAUGAGCAUAGAACAAGAGAAGGAAAAGAGAGAGAUAGAGGGGGAGGAGUCAGAAGAUACAAAGCUGCAGGAGUCUGAAGGGCCAAAGAGACUUCAACCAUGGCUGCAACAAAUCUCAAUAAGGGGACUCAUUGUAAGCAUUUUUAUUGGAAUCAUAUACAGUGUGGUAGCCAUGAAGCUGAACCUCACAACAGGCUGGACGCCUAAUUUCAAUGUCUCUGCUGCACUUCUUGGCUUCGUGUUUAUCCGAACAUGGACUAAAAUUCUUCACAAGGCUGGUUAUGUAUCAAGACCCUUCACUCGCCAAGAGAAUACUAUGAUACAAACUUGUGCUGUUGCAUGUUACAGCCUUUCUGUUGGAGGUGGGUUUGCUUCAUAUCUAUUGGGAUUGAACAUGAAGACGUAUGAGUUAUCAGGGGUGAACACUCCAGGGAACUCUCCGAGAGCUGUCAAAGAACCUGCACUUGGCUGGAUGACUGCCUAUCUUUCUAUAGUUUGCUUUGUUGGCCUUUUUGUUUUAAUCCCUCUCAGGAAGAUUAUGAUAGUGGACCUCAAGUUGACCUAUCCAAGUGGUCUGGCAACUGCAGUUCUCAUCAAUGGGUUUCAUAGCCAGGGAGAUCAAACGGCCAAGAAACAAGUUCGUGGAUUCAUGAAGUAUUUCUCAGUGAGCUUCUUGUGGGGAUUUUUCCAGUGGUUUUACAGCCGUGAGGAAACCUGUGGAUUUAAACAUUUCCCUACUUUUGGAUUGCAAGCCUUCAAACAAACAUUCUAUUUUGAUUUUAGCAUGACUUAUGUGGGAUCAGGGAUGAUAUGUUCCCACUUAGUGAACUUGUCUUUGCUUCUUGGAGCUGUUCUUUCUUAUGGAAUAAUUUGGCCACUCAUCAAUCACCUUAAAGGGCGUUGGUUCUUAGAGAGCUUACAAGAAAGCGACAUGAAGAGCUUGUAUGGCUACAAAGUUUUUCUUUCAGUUGCUCUCAUUCUAGGAGAUGGGCUCUAUAAUUUUCUCAAGAUACUAAUUCUCACACUCAUCAACAUCUAUGGCAGACUUAAAAAGAAGAAUCUAAAUGCAGCUGAAGAUGGCAAGGAGGAGUCCCGGGAAGAUCUUAAACAGAAUGAAUUGUUUAUGAGAGAAGGUAUUCCAAUGUGGAUUGCAAUUGCAGGAUAUCUUGUCUUCUCCAUCUUGUCCAUAAUUGUGAUCCCAAUCAUGUUUCCUCAACUCAAGUGGUACUAUGUUGUCAUUGCCUACAUUCUUGCUCCUUCUCUGUCGUUCUGUAACGCUUAUGGCGCUGGCCUCACCGACAUGAACAUGGCUUAUAACUAUGGAAAAGUGGCACUUUUUGUUCUUGCUGCAUUGUCUGGAAGAGAGGAUGGACUGGUGGCGGGGCUCGUUGGUUGUGGCCUCAUUAAAUCUGUUGUUUCAGUUGCUUGCAUUCUUAUGCAGGAUUUUAAAACAGCCCAUUACACUAUGACCUCACCUAGGGCGAUGUUUCUGAGCCAAGCAAUCGGCACAGCUAUAGGGUGUGUGACGGCUCCUCUCAGUUUCUUUCUAUUCUACAAGGCAUUCGACGUGGGAAAUCCCCAUGGGGAGUUUAAAGCUCCUUACGCCUUGAUAUACAGAAACAUGGCCAUCAUUGGCGUUCAAGGCUUCUCAGCACUACCCCAACACUGCUUACAGAUCUGUUUUGGUUUCUUUGCCUUUGCGGUGGCAGUGAACAUGUUAAGAGAUGUUUCACCGCAAAAGGUUGGGAAAUGGAUGCCACUUCCCAUGGUGAUGGCGGUGCCGUUUCUGGUGGGAGCUUACUUUGCAAUUGAUAUGUGUGUUGGGAGUUUGGUGGUUUUUGUGUGGCACAAAUUGGAUACCAAGAGGGCAGAGUUAAUGGUUCCAGCAGUUGCUUCAGGAUUAAUUUGUGGGGAAGGCCUCUGGACUCUCCCUGCCUCAAUACUUGCUUUGGCCAAAAUAAAGCCUCCUAUCUGCAUGAACUUUUCAGGCCCUAAUUCCUGAAGGAGCCUGACAAACAAGCAAAGGGCAAACAUAACCAAUCUUCCAAAGUUUAUGCUAUUUAGUUUCAGAAAUACAUCCAAGAAAUACCAAGUUAAAAAUGCACAUUGUCGAUCCCUAUAUGAAAUAAAUUGAGAAAUUUAGCAA
Messenger RNA from Mangifera indica (mango), 2492 nucleotides. Its product is annotated as metal-nicotianamine transporter YSL1-like. The transcript is spliced from 6 exons. Lineage: Eukaryota; Viridiplantae; Streptophyta; Magnoliopsida; Sapindales; Anacardiaceae. Bases 348 to 2348 code for a protein of 666 amino acids. Gene Ontology annotation, molecular function: oligopeptide transmembrane transporter activity; iron-nicotianamine transmembrane transporter activity. The record is from RefSeq and is a predicted model, not a curated record. Gene Ontology annotation, cellular component: plasma membrane. Gene Ontology annotation, biological process: seed development; response to iron ion.